AUGACGUCACAAGCCGAUCAAUCCGACCAAAAAACAGGCGUACCAGAGAAGUCAGAAAAGCCAGCGCCAGCGUCGUUCGCGGACAAGCUAGAGGCGUUCAGCCAGGAGAAGUUCGCGUCGUUCCGAGCUGCCGUGAGCAGCCCCAACCUGCUCACGCCGGAAAAGCCGGUCGAUACUCCCGAGGAGCAGGAAGCAAAGGUGAAGGCGCUGCGGGAAGCCAUCGGUCCGCUGGCGGGCCGCGCGAAGCUGUUCUGCACGGACGCGUGCCUGCGGCGCUACCUGCGCGCGCGCGGCUGGAAUGUGCCCAAGGCGGAGAAGAUGCUCCGCGACACGCUCCGCUGGCGACACGUGUACCGACCAGAAGAGAUCACGUGGGAGGACGUGGCGGAAGAGGCGGCGACGGGCAAGGUGUAUCGCACGGAAUUCCUGGACAAGCAGGGCCGCGCCGUCAUUGUCAUGUCCGCUGGCCGCCAGAACACGGUGGGGCAUGCGGGGCAGGUGCGGCACCUGGUGUACGCGUUGGAGAACGCCAUCAACCACCUGCCAGCGGGGACGGCGCACAGCCGCAUGGUGUGGUUCAUCGACUUCCGCGGCUGGACGCUGCGCAAGGCGCCGCCCCUCAAGACGUCCAGGGAGGUGCUGAACAUCCUGCAGAACCACUACCCCGAGCGGCUGGGGCAGGCUGUGGUCUAUGACCCGCCACCCGUCUUUGAAACCUUCUGGAAGAUGGUGCGCCCCUUCGUGGACCCCAACACGUUCAGGAAGAUUCUAUUUGUGUACCCCAGCAAGCCCGACACCAUCGCCAAGCUGGAAGAGAUCUUUGACUUGGAGCAGCUAGACCAGGGCUUUGGAGGCCGCUCCACGUGGGCGUUCGAGCUGGACUCGUACAGCCAGGCCAUGCGCGAGGAUGACGCGCGAGCCAGGGCGUUCUGGGGCAUCCCUGCUUCUUCCACUGCCAGCCCCAGACGAAGGGCUCCUGUGCUGCCGGGAGGAGAUGACGAUGCUCACGCACAGGCAGAUGCAGACGCAGAAGCGGGGGCAGGAGGUGGGGCUAGCGAGGGUGAGGGUGGUGUACGGGCCACAGCAGAGGGGCAGGAGGCAGCAGAGGCAGCGAGCCUGGGAGGGCAGGAGGCCGGCGCUGUGCUGUCAGAUGCUGAGAACGGGGGUAUGGCUGAUGAGGGCUGCAGUGUGACUGUAGGGGGAGGUGACCCAGGUCGUUCAGAUGGAGAUGCAGCAGCAGGAGAGUUGAGAGGGGACGAGAGGGAGGAGCGGAAUGGCAGUGGGGGAGGUGCGGAGGAGCGGGAGCAGGACGGGAGCUUCUGGCUGCCUCUGAAUGAGCCGGCAGUGAAGGAGAGUGUGCAUGCACAGAACAUCGCACACGCACACCACGUGCUUAAGAGCACAUUCAGCAAGUUGAGCAUUGAGUUCAAGAAACCCGCAUGGAUGCAGAGAUGA
Closterium sp. Yama58-4 is the source of this 1455-nucleotide messenger RNA. NCBI's taxonomy places the organism in Eukaryota, Viridiplantae, Streptophyta, Zygnematophyceae, Desmidiales, Closteriaceae. The record is from the annotation of a GenBank genome assembly.